This is a messenger RNA of Capra hircus (goat), 5188 nucleotides long. It is a transcript of the gene ATP2C1, whose product is annotated as ATPase secretory pathway Ca2+ transporting 1. Gene Ontology annotation, cellular component: plasma membrane; endoplasmic reticulum; Golgi membrane. The transcript is spliced from 27 exons. The record is from RefSeq and is a predicted model, not a curated record. The coding region runs from base 305 to 3166 and encodes 953 amino acids. Lineage: Eukaryota; Metazoa; Chordata; Mammalia; Artiodactyla; Bovidae. Gene Ontology annotation, biological process: manganese ion transport; intracellular calcium ion homeostasis; calcium ion transmembrane transport. Gene Ontology annotation, molecular function: ATP hydrolysis activity; P-type calcium transporter activity; ATP binding.
AGUCACAUCACUACCACUAAGCAAUUUGCAUCCGGCAGACCAGCCCCUGGAUUCCUCCUGGCUCCUGCUGCCCUCUGGGUAUUGCAUUUCUGGAAGCUUUCAGGCGGCCCUGGGACUCGGCUCUUUGCUUUCACCAUGAAUUCCACCUGAAAGAGGAAGCAGCAAGGAGAACAUCUGCUUUGUUUGCAGGAAAGUGGUCAAGCUACAAGCAAAUCUCUAGGCAUCUGAGGAAUUGUGAAGCUUCUAGAUUUCAUGUGGUUGCUGACAGGGAGGGGCAAAUAAGGAUCUUCGUGAUCUCCUCAUCAUGGAUAAUCUUUUGCCUCAGUCAAGAUUCUCUUAUUUCAAAAAAUAUCCUCUCCAUGCAAUUAGAAAAUAUUUAUCGAUGCUGAGAAACCAAAGAGAGGAAGAACAGGUUGCACGUUUUCAAAAAAUUCCUAAUUCUGAAAAUGAGACAAUGAUUCCGGUAUUGACAUCAAAAAAAGCAAGUGAAUUACCAGUCAGUGAAGUUGCAAGCAUUCUCCAAGCUGAUCUUCAGAAUGGUCUAAACAAAUGUGAAGUAAGUCAUAGGAGAGCCUUCCAUGGCUGGAAUGAGUUUGAUAUCAGUGAAGAUGAGCCACUAUGGAAGAAGUAUAUUUCUCAGUUUAAAAAUCCCCUUAUUAUGCUGCUUCUGGCUUCUGCAGUCAUCAGUGUUUUAAUGCAUCAGUUUGAUGAUGCUGUCAGUAUCACUGUGGCAAUACUUAUCGUUGUUACGGUCGCCUUCGUUCAGGAAUAUCGUUCAGAAAAAUCUCUUGAAGAACUAAGUAAACUUAUGCCACCAGAAUGCCAUUGUGUGCGUGAAGGAAAAUUGGAGCAUACGCUUGCACGAGACUUAGUUCCAGGUGAUACAGUUUGCCUUUCAGUUGGGGACAGGGUUCCUGCUGACUUGCGCUUGUUUGAGGCUGUGGAUCUUUCUGUUGAUGAGUCCAGCUUGACAGGAGAGACAACACCUUGUUCUAAGGUGACAGCUCCUCAGCCUGCUGCUACUAAUGGAGAUCUUGCAUCAAGAAGUAACAUUGCCUUCAUGGGAACACUGGUCAGAUGUGGCAAAGCAAAGGGUAUUGUCAUUGGAACAGGAGAAAAUUCUGAAUUCGGAGAAGUUUUUAAAAUGAUGCAAGCAGAAGAAGCACCGAAAACCCCUCUGCAGAAGAGCAUGGACCUCUUAGGAAAACAACUCUCCUUUUACUCCUUUGGUAUAAUAGGUAUCAUCAUGUUAGUUGGCUGGUUACUAGGAAAAGACAUACUGGAAAUGUUUACUAUUAGUGUAAGUUUGGCUGUAGCAGCAAUUCCUGAAGGUCUUCCCAUUGUGGUCACAGUGACUCUAGCCCUUGGUGUUAUGAGAAUGGUGAAGAAGAGGGCGAUUGUGAAAAAACUACCUAUUGUUGAAACUCUGGGUUGCUGUAAUGUGAUUUGUUCAGAUAAGACUGGAACCCUGACCAAGAAUGAAAUGACUGUUACCCACAUAUUUACUUCGGAUGGCCUGCGUGCUGAGGUUACUGGAGUUGGCUACAAUCCAUUUGGGGAAGUGAUUGUUGAUGGUGAUGUUGUUCAUGGAUUCUAUAACCCAUCUGUUAGCAGAAUUGUUGAGGCUGGCUGUGUGUGCAAUGAUGCUGUAAUUAGAAAUAACACUCUAAUGGGGAAACCAACGGAAGGAGCCUUAAUUGCUCUUGCAAUGAAGAUGGGUCUUGAUGGACUUCAACAGGAUUAUAUCAGAAAAGCUGAAUACCCUUUUAGCUCUGAGCAGAAGUGGAUGGCUGUUAAGUGUGUACACCGAACACAGCAGGACAGACCAGAGAUUUGUUUUAUGAAGGGUGCUUAUGAACAGGUGAUUAAGUAUUGCACUACAUAUCACAGCAAAGGGCAGACCUUGACACUCACCCAGCAGCAGAGAGAUCUGUACCAGCAAGAGAAGGCCCAGAUGGGCUCUGCAGGGCUCAGAGUUCUUGCUUUGGCUUCUGGUCCUGAAUUGGGACAACUGACGUUCCUUGGCCUGGUGGGAAUCAUUGAUCCUCCUAGAACUGGUGUGAAAGAAGCUGUUACAACACUCAUUGCCUCGGGAGUGUCGAUAAAAAUGAUUACUGGAGACUCACAGGAGACUGCAGUUGCCAUCGCUAGUCGUCUGGGAUUAUAUUCCAAAACCUCCCAGUCAGUCUCAGGAGAAGAAAUAGAUGCAAUGGAUGUCCAGCAGCUUUCACAAAUAGUGCCAAAGGUUGCAGUAUUUUACAGAGCUAGCCCAAGGCACAAGAUGAAAAUUAUCAAGUCUCUGCAGAAGAACGGGUCGGUUGUGGCCAUGACAGGAGAUGGAGUAAAUGACGCAGUUGCUCUGAAGGCUGCAGACAUUGGAGUUGCGAUGGGUCAGACUGGCACAGAUGUUUGCAAAGAGGCAGCUGACAUGAUCCUGGUGGAUGACGAUUUUCAAACCAUCAUGUCUGCAAUUGAAGAGGGUAAAGGGAUUUAUAAUAAUAUUAAAAAUUUUGUUAGAUUCCAGCUGAGCACGAGUAUAGCAGCAUUAACUUUAAUCUCACUGGCUACAUUAAUGAACUUUCCCAAUCCUCUCAAUGCCAUGCAGAUUUUGUGGAUCAAUAUUAUUAUGGAUGGACCUCCAGCUCAGAGCCUUGGAGUAGAACCAGUGGAUAAAGAUGUCAUUCGUAAACCUCCACGCAACUGGAAAGACAGCAUUUUGACCAAAAACCUGAUACUUAAAAUACUUGUUUCCUCAAUAAUCAUUGUUUGUGGGACUUUGUUUGUCUUCUGGCGGGAGCUGCGAGACAAUGUGAUAACACCUCGGGACACAACAAUGACUUUCACGUGCUUUGUGUUUUUUGACAUGUUCAAUGCACUGAGUUCCAGAUCUCAGACCAAAUCUGUGUUUGAGAUUGGACUCUGCAGUAAUAAAAUGUUUUGCUAUGCAGUUCUUGGAUCCAUCAUGGGACAGUUAUUAGUUAUUUACUUUCCUCCACUUCAGAAAGUUUUUCAGACUGAGAGCCUAAGUAUACUGGAUUUACUGUUUCUUCUGGGUCUCACCUCAUCAGUGUGCAUAGUGGCAGAAAUUAUCAAGAAGGUUGAAAGGAGCAGAGAGAAGAUCCAGAAGCCUGCUAGCUCAACAUCGUCGUCUUUUCUUGAAGUAUGAUGCAUAUUGCAUUCUUUUAUUUGCAAACUAGGAAUUGCAGUCUGAGGAUCAUUUAGAAGGGCAAGUUCAAGAGGAUAAAAUGAAGAUUUGAGAACUUUUGAACUUUUUAUUGACUAAAAAUGAGUGUUAAAGACUUGAGACUUUAACCUGCUGAGAGUCCCAAAUGAAAUUAUGCAACUUUGGUAACAUUUUCCUUGAUUUAAAUUGGCUUUUGCAAUUGAAUGGAACUUCAUAAAGUGUAUGGGCAGUUAUUUAAUUUAAAAAAAAAAAAAAAAAGGUAAAACCUGAACCACCUUCUGCACUUAAAAGAGGUCUAACAGUUCAAAUACACUAUCUAUUCUAGAUAGACAUGAUUUUUUUUUUUAAUUUUUAAAUAUUGUACUAUUUAUGGUGAUGGGGCUUUCUUACUAAUACACAAAUAAAUUUAAUCAUUUCAAAGGCAUUCUGUUUGGUUUAGGAAGUUAAUUCCCAGGAGUGCCAUAUUUCAGCUACUGUAUGUCCUUUUCCCUGCAGUGUAAGCAGUUCAGCUACCUUGUGUUAUCAUUUUUGUAUCUCACGUUUUUUUGCACAGGAUGUGACCACUGUCAGAUCACUGUUCUUUUCUUUCUUUUUGUGAUUGAAAAGCCUAUACUGCAAUUUGAAGUAAAUGUUUGCUUUUCUUAGUAAGUGUAAAUGGUUGCCUUUUUUCUUCCUUUUUUUAUUUUUGGUAUGAGUCUUUGGUCUAGCAAAAUUAAUAAAUAUAGAGCUGUUGAGUAGCUUUCUAGGUAGGGUAGCUAGGGUAGGGUAGUAAUUAACAUUUAGUCAUGGAGUUAAAAAUAUUUAAGACUGUUUGGGCUGAAAUUGAUAGCAGAUUUAUAUUAACUUGUUAUGCCUUUUUUUAGAGUUAAUGUAAAUACAUAUUUUGUCAAGUAUCAUCUUGACGAAGUCACCUCCUAAAUAUAAAUCCAAGUACCUCACCUGAAUAUCUGAAUUGUAUUAUUUCAAUGUCUUUUUAUGUGUACUUUAAAGAAUCUUUUUUAGAAAGUAUAGAGUGGGAAACCAAGAAUUGAAAAGCCUCAAACUUAACUAAACAGACAGUUUAUGGACCAGAGUAUAAGUGGGAGAUUCUGUGCUGACCUUGGUUUCCGUGAAUCUGCAGCUUUGGGGCCUAGGUGGAGCACAGCCCAGAGUCUGUCCCUCUCCUGCUUCCACCAGUAUCUUCUGUCUUCUUUCUGCUUUACUGGGCAAGCUAAAGAAAUAGAUAGAUUUGCUCGGAAUGCCAUCAGUUUUUGUAAUAGCUGGAUGGGGUGUAGGUAAUUUGUUUUGAGCGUGUGGCAAAUUUGGGCCAGAAAUUCAGAAUUAGAAAUACAUUUUCUGUUGAGUAUUUCUCUCUGAAACAGAAACGGGUCUCAACUUCUUACAUGUUUAAUUCUUCCUAAAGGUUACUGAAUUUUGUAUUUUAUAAUUAUACUCUCCAGUUUUUAUCUCGAAUAUUAAACUGCACUGUUAGCAACACAGUACUUUUGUUGGCGAUAGGAAAGAUACCUGUUCUGUGAGUCUGUGGGGAUAUAACUGAAACAAUUUAGUAUAAGGACCUGAAAUGUCUGCAGUUUAUUCUACUUUACUCUUUAAGGCUUGAUAGUCAAAUGUACAUGGAAGCCAUUGUCUAAUCAACUUUUUCUUUAGUGAUGGUGAUGUUUCAUAUCUAAAUUUUGUAAUAAGUUUUCUUCUCUGUUACAAAGACUUCAAAUACGUAUUAAGUGCACGUCAAUCUUUUGCUUUGCAUUUUAGGUUCAUAUGAAAUAAAUGUGCCUAUUCCGAUAUAUAAGAUUUUAAACCUCCCCCCAGAAUGAUUUAUUUUCAAAAGUUAAGGUUCUUCCAGUUGGGACUGUUAAUGUUAAAAUCAUAUGGAUGUUGAAGAUACAGAAAUUGCACAGUACUCAUAGGACACUGAAUCUGUGAUUUAAAAAGAAGUGAAAUGUAUAAUACAGAUAUCCAUCUGUAUAACAGAUUUCCCACAGUAAAACAACAAAUUAGUCUGUC